This is a messenger RNA of Mauremys mutica (yellowpond turtle), 8876 nucleotides long. It is a transcript of the gene ARHGAP42, whose product is annotated as Rho GTPase activating protein 42. Gene Ontology annotation, molecular function: GTPase activator activity; protein binding. NCBI's taxonomy places the organism in Eukaryota, Metazoa, Chordata, Testudines, Geoemydidae. The coding region runs from base 291 to 2915 and encodes 874 amino acids. Gene Ontology annotation, cellular component: cytoplasm. The record is from RefSeq and is a predicted model, not a curated record. The transcript is spliced from 24 exons. Gene Ontology annotation, biological process: signal transduction.
GAGAGCUGCCGGAAACGUCUAAGCGGCAGCCGCGCUAGCCCGGGGGAGCCCGGAAUGCCCUGGAGGAGCAAUGUGAGCAGCUGACAGCAACUCCGCAGCGCUGCUGCAUCCGCCGCCUGCUUUGCUACGGGGCCGGGCCAGACUCCAGGGGGCCGGCUCGUGAGAGAAGUGAACUUCCCCGAGACGCGCUUUCCUGCAAGUUCCCCUCUGCUCCCCGCAAGUCCCAGCCGCUGCUCUCUGCUCAGCCUCGCCUGGUCCCCCCUGGCAGCGGGGCUGCUGCCGCUACUGCCAUGGGGCUGCCCACCCUGGAGUUCAGCGAUUCCUACUUGGACAGCCCGGAUUUCAGAGAGCGGCUGCAGUGUCACGAGAUUGAGCUGGAGAGGACCAACAAGUUCAUCAAGGAGCUGAUCAAGGACGGCAGCCUGCUCAUCGGGGCCCUCAGGAAUCUAUCCAUGGCAGUGCAAAAAUUUUCCCAGUCGCUACAGGAUUUUCAGUUUGAGUGUAUUGGAGAUGCUGAAACAGAUGAUGAAAUUAACAUUGCCCAGUCACUGAAAGAGUUUGCCCGGCUACUGAUUGCUGUAGAAGAGGAGAGAAGACGACUUAUCCAGAAUGCCAAUGAUGUGUUAAUAGCACCGCUGGAAAAGUUUCGUAAAGAACAAAUAGGUGCAGCAAAAGAUGGGAAGAAGAAGUUUGACAAGGAAAGUGAGAAAUAUUAUUCCAUUCUAGAGAAGCACUUAAAUUUAUCAGCAAAGAAAAAAGAAUCUCAUUUGCAAGAUGCAGAUAUGCAGAUCGACAGAGAACAUCAAAACUUUUAUGAAGCAUCAUUAGAAUAUGUGUUUAAAAUUCAAGAAGUACAGGAGAAAAAGAAAUUUGAAUUUGUUGAACCUCUUUUGGCAUUUCUUCAGGGAUUAUUUACUUUUUACCAUGAGGGAUAUGAGCUGGCCCAGGAGUUCACCCCAUACAAGCAACAGUUGCAAUUCAACUUGCAGAAUACACGAAAUAAUUUUGAAAGUACCAGGCAGGAAGUUGAGAGACUGAUGCAGAGAAUGAAAUCUGCCAGCCAGGAUUACCAACCACCCAGUCAAUGGACAAUGGAAGGCUAUCUCUAUGUGCAGGAGAAACGACCCCUUGGAUUUACCUGGGUAAAACAUUACUGUACUUACGAUAAAGGGACAAAAACAUUUACAAUGAGUGCAGCUGAAACAAAGUCUGGUGGGAAAGUGAAUGGCCUUGUCACAAGCUCACCAGAAAUAUUCAAGCUAAAAUCCUGCAUCCGGAGAAAGACUGAUUCAAUUGACAAACGUUUCUGUUUUGAUAUUGAAGUAUCUGAAAGACAUGGGAUCAUAACACUUCAGGCUUUUUCAGAGUCCAACAGGAAACUUUGGCUGGAAGCUAUGGAUGGAAAGGAACCAAUUUACACUUUGCCAGCCAUUAUUAGCAAGAAGGAAGAAAUGUUCUUAAAUGAAGCAGGUUUUAACUUUGUGAGGAAAUGUAUUCUUGCUGUGGAGACAAGAGGUAUCACAAUCUUGGGGCUGUACAGAAUAGGAGGUGUAAACUCCAAAGUGCAAAAGCUGAUGAAUACCAUAUUUUCCCCUAAAUCCCCUCCUGAUAUGGAUAUUGAUAUGGACAUUUGGGACAAUAAAACAAUAACAAGUGGACUAAAAAACUACCUCAGGUGUCUUACAGAACCACUGAUGACCUUCAAGUUGCACAAGGAUUUCAUUGUUGCCGUUAAAUCUGAUGACCAGAACUACAGGGUUGAGGCAGUACAUGCACUUGUUCAUAAAUUACCAGAGAAAAACAGAGAGAUGCUGGACAUCCUAAUCAAGCAUUUGGUCAAGGUUUCAUUACACAGUCAACAAAAUCUCAUGACCGUCUCCAACCUUGGUGUUAUCUUUGGGCCGACUCUGAUGAGAGCACAGGAGGAAACCGUGGCUGCUAUGAUGAACAUUAAGUUCCAGAAUAUUGUAGUGGAAAUUUUGAUAGAGCAUUAUGAAAAGAUAUUUCACACUGCACCAGACCCCAACAUUCCUCUUCCCCAGCCUCAGUCCCGUUCAGCUUCCAGAAGAACAAGAGCAAUAUGCCUCUCAACAGGCUCACGCAAACCCAAAGGAAGAUAUACCCCCUGUCUGGCAGACCAUGAUAGUGAUUCAUACAGUAGUAGUCCAGACAGCACCCCGAUGGGCAGCAUAGAAUCACUCUCGUCUCAUUCGUCAGAACAAAACAGCACCACAAAAUCCGCCUCAUCCCAACCAAGGGAGAAAUCGGGAGGAAUUCCAUGGAUUGCAUCUCCACCUUCUUCCAAUGGACAGAAGAGCUCAGGUCUCUGGACCAUAAGUCCAGAAUCCUCCUCUAAGGAGGAUGCGACAAAAACAGAUGUGGAGUCAGACUGUCAAAGUGUAACUUCUGUCACUAGCCCAGAGAAUACAUCUCCACCAAUAGAUCUGACCAAAAAAGGUCUUUAUGGUCUGUCUGGGCUGAAAAGGUCUGCAGCUUCCUCCCUCAGAUCAAUCCCUUCAGCAGAAGGUAACAAAAGUUGCAGUGGAUCUGUACAGAGCUUAGCCUCAAUUGAUGCCAAAGAUACACCAAAGGCUCCACUCAAUCCUGAGUUGCCACCCAAAAUGUGCAGGAGAUUGAGAUUGGAUACUGCAUCAAGUAAUGGUUAUCAGAGACCAGGAUCUGUAGUGGCCGCAAGAGCCCAGUUGUUCGAAAGUGCUGGUUCACUUAAACAAACUUCUUCAGGACGCCAAGCCAAAGCCAUGUAUUCCUGUAAAGCUGAGCACAGUCAUGAGCUCUCCUUCCCACAGGGGGCGAUAUUUUCAAAUGUGUACCCAUCAGUGGAACCAGGCUGGUUAAAAGCAACUUAUGAAGGCAAAACAGGACUAGUUCCAGAGAAUUAUGUUGUCUUCCUCUAGUAAUCUUUAGUGGACAGCAGUAUCUUCAUGGUAUCCAUGGUAACAAAUAAUAAGCACUAUGAUUUUAUCUGACACAGAUGUGGGGAUCAGCCCGUUAGCAGAGAGUGGUAGAUUUUCUUCAAAUUCUGCAAGGGCAAAUUAGGUAGCUCCCUAUAAAUGGAACAGGAUAUAAUGAAAUAGUUAACAGUUUUUUGUACUGCAGAUGGUACUCUGUUUAAAUAACUUCCAUUGUUUGUAACACAAGCAUGUUGCAUACUUCUUUUAUGGAUAAGUAACAUUUGAGCAGUAAAAUCAGAAAAUUAGCUGCAGAACAUGUCAGACCUGAGAUAUUGCUCAAUCAGCGUGAAAUUCACAGGCAAUGCACUCUGCCAAUUCUUACAAUUAUAUUGUUUUACAUGUAAAAAAUUAUAUAUUUGUUCAUAAAGCAAGAUAUAUUUCUAUGAUCUGUCUUCUGCAUUAGAAAACUUGAUUCUGAGACUGGUCCCAGUCAUUUCAUGGAAGAAGUUAAUCUGCCAUAAAAGCAGAGUUUUGAAUCUCUUGUUAUGCAACGAGUGCACAAUAUACAGAUGCAGUAAUGUAUGUAAUUUAUAUAACUGAUAACUAAAUUAGAUUGUACACUGAUUAAGCAGUAAGUGCUCUUUCAAAAUGUGACUUUUUAAAAUCAACAUUUAAUUCAAAUAUUGUACAGAUUUAUCUUAUUUCCUCCUUGCUUUCAUCAGUUUGUUUUAUCAAUAUAAUUAAUAUUAAUAAUAAAUUAUAUUUCUAGCACCCAUCUUCCCUAAGACAUUCUCGGCUUGUCUCAAAAACACAACCAUACCAAACAAAGAAGUACUGAAAGUAAAAUGAUAGGGAAAUGUGUGAGGUAAGCAACAAAGAAUGAAAAUAAAUCUAAAACCUGAAAUAAAACAUAGCAGAGUCCCACAAUGCCAUUAAGACACCCAAAUUGUUUUUCAGAUUUUCCACCACAUACAAGACAAAUGAUCUAUGAAGUGUCUAGUUUUAUAAGCUAUGAUUUCUAAAGGCUCCUUUUAGAUGUAAAAAGGAUCUGAUAUUAGAUAAACUUUUUGUUUAGUUUGAAAUACAGUUUCCUCAGAAUUUCACUGAAUUAUUAGGCAACAAUUCCAAAACAUGAUGAUAAAACUGCUUCGUAUAGAUAUUUCCAAAUAACCAUUAAUUACUCCAGCUGGAACUAAAAGGCAGUCAUUUUCUAACUGCUGACAUUAAAUUUUGUGUGAGUUUUCCCAUCAGAGUACAAUGGUUUGUAUUAAUAAAAGGCUGUAAUAAACAGUGAGGGCACUGGCACUUUAUCACAGAUUAACAAUCCUUUACAAAGAAAACAAAGAACAGAAAUCAGAAAAGGAAGAGAGUAAACAGUAAGCAAAGCAUAUGUCCAAGGCAGACACUCUGCUUGCUGAAAGAACGACCAUAGAGUCCAGUCCUGAAGGCCUUAUUGGCAAAACUCCCCUUGAAUUUGGACAUCCCCAAUUAGUUAAUCGACAGAGUUGCUAACUUGGUGAAUCCAUUCAGGGGAGUCAGUACACCGUGACCUCAAAAACCUACGCUGAUGUCAACAGAAUCACACAUGUGCUUAAGCCACUGGCUCAAGCAGGGCAUAGCUCUUUAUUGAACUGCUCCAGGAAAACUGCAGUAGCUGCAUGGCCAGUCAGCAUGUACUAUUCAAAGCAAAGUCAUUUCAGCGCUACAUUAACACAUUAGCAGCUGAGCUCAUUGCUGUUAGUGCUACAGGAAGAAUUGCCUCUCAUACAGACUCUCCUGCAUGUUAGCUCUUUCUCCCGUAACAGUAUUAAAUAUUACAGGUGGGCAGGGCAAGGUAAUUCCAUUGUGCCGAAGAUUUAGAUAUUUCUAAAUUAGGUUUUGUUCUGUUUCCGAAUGAAAACCCCACAUUUUGAAGUUUUCUGCAAAUUGGCAUGGCGCCCCGGCUCCAGGGCACUCUUCCUGGUGGCCUGUCCUGGAGCUGCAGACCCUGGAAGCUCAGAGGUCCCCAACUCUGAGACAGCACACCUGGCGGGAUGUUCUGGAUCCACAGCCCUUGGAAGCCCAGGCGUCACAGCAGCUCACCAGGCAGGUUUCCUCAGCCCUUUGUUGAAAUAAAACUGUCUCCAUGCAACAUUUUGAUUUUGACAAACAACAAAACGUUUUUCUCAGCGUUUUUUCCAACAGCUCCAUUAAGUAUAUUAACCCUUUAUUUACCAAAAUAGCGGGUGUUGCUUUCUUAAUGGGUUAAAUAGGAGCUUUUCCCAGGGCUGAAAACCUUACCAAGCUAUUAAACACUGCCAAAUUUUCUGGCAUUUCCCCUGGAGGGCUUAGUAGGCUAUCUAUCGCCAAUACAUGCAGUUUUUCAAAAGUAGUGUAUCUCUCACAGCUUCUGUACCUGCCUCCUGGACAACGCAGUGGGAGUUGCUUACAGUGAGUCAUUUCUUGACAGUAAUUUUGUUCUUGAAAUUCAGGCUGGUGGCAAAUGGAGCUCAGCACAGGGGGGCUCUUGGAAUCCUUUGCAUGACACAGAUGGGGGCUUCCCACCAGCUUCAAGCAGGCUAGUAGGGGGCAGAUUGGAGCCAGGCACUGGAGGCCAGACCAUGGGAUCAAGAACUACAGUAAUUCAGUGGCCCACAAUAAUUUGGACUGUUCAUUCUACUUCGCUAUCAAGAGUUUCAUUCUCGCCCAGUUCACUAUCAGCAAGUGAUAGUGUCAUUAAGAGUGUUUCCUUGGUAGGUUGUUGUGAAGGAUAAUUCUAAAGCUGGCCCUAUUGGAGGGAAAUAUCCUGCUGACAUAUCUGUGUUCAGCACUGAAGUAAAGGAGGAAGAAGGCUCCUCAGCAGGUCAAAGCUUGCAGCUCUUAAGUCAGGCAAAAUUCAUGUUGACUUCAAUGGGCACUUCCCCGAGUCAGAGCUCUGAGACUUCCCUAUGUAAUUAACCUCUGAAAUUUCAACUUAUCUUAUAUCAUGCUGUGUAACAUACUGUUGGCUGCCUACGCUUUGGCUGUGCUUGAAGGCUCCAUCCUACGGUGGUGGGAUAACCAGGGGGUUGCGCCUUCUCACCAUUCCAGGGAGAGGUGAUAUCUGUGCUCCUGGGGGUUGUUAGUGGAAAGGGAGGUAGGACCCUGCUCAGGAGACUAGGACAACCAGUGAUCCUAGCAUGGAGGGGAGGGAUAGCUCAGUGGUUUAAGUAGUGGUCUGCUAAACCCAGGGUUGUGAGUUCAAUCCUUAAGGGGGCCAUUUAGGGAACUGGGGUAAAAAUCUAUCUGGGGAUUGGUCCUACUUUGAGCAGAGGGUUGAACUAGAUGACUUCCUGAGGUCCCUUCCAACCCUGGUAUUCUAUGACAUGCUGUCUGGCCUCUGUACAGGGGCAAAAUGCAUAUUUGAGCUAUCUUUCCCCCAUAAUCUGGCCCUUUUUGUGCAUCUCCUCCUGAAUCCCGUGGAGAUGAAUGAUUCCUUACAACCCUUUGGAGAGAGUUAUCAGUCGUGGAACUUUGACGGGGAGAGAGGAAGAUCUAUUUUUCCCCUUUUAGCCUAAUGUACUAUGUGAUCCUUCAUCUCUUCCUCAGUAGUGUAUAGUAAAUAGACAUGGGGUACCUAGGAAUCUGUGAAUCAGCCACUCUGCAUCCUGCAUAUCAUUUUAAAAGUGCAGUUUCUCUGCUGUGUUGAUGGUGCACACACAGCCCCAGGCUUUGCAAAAAGGUGUUCAUCAGUAGCAACAGCAGCAAAACUGGAACUGAAGAGACAUGAGGAAGCAGUGUGCCUAGAGAGACAGGAAUAGAGGAGAGCAUUGAGCCUGAGCUUGUUUGGUAGUGGUGCUCCUACUCCUGCCUAAAACAGAGGAGCAGAAAACCGCUCAAGGUGUUUUAGGGCUUGGGUUUUUUAAUUAUUUUUAUUAUUUUUUCCUUUUUGUUUCAAGGAUUUUUUUAAAGACAGUAUUUGAAGACUGUUCUAUCGGGAAAUUGGUUAAUUAAAAAAAAUUGAUUGACUAUGUCCCUGUAUUAUUGUUUAAGAACAGCCCUGGAUUCACUCUGCAAGCACAAGAAGCAUGUGGUAAAUCUGUAUUACCCUUGAAGUAACGAUGUAGCAAUCUAGUCAAGGCAACCACUGUUUGCAAAGUUGUAAGACUCACAUUUGGUAGCAUAUUCUGACUGAUGUUAAUGUCAUGUGAAAAACAUAUGUCCGUGUAUACAGUUUAUAUAAUUAACUGUGUGUUUUAAUUGUUAAGUCAUUUGGUAAUUAUUGCAGUCUAACAUACUGACUCAAAUUAAUCAGCUGAAAGAUUGUUAUAUUGUAUGAUAAAUAUGUACAGUAUGUUAGUAUUUUAUAUCCAAAGUUUUUUAAUAAUUUGAUCAGAAUGAAAAAUGAUUUUUCAGUAUCAUUUCUACAAGCUCAGUGUUAAAAGAUUCUUGCCACAUUUUUGAGUUUUGAAUACUAUGUGAGAUGGCUUUUAAAUUAAACUAUAGUUUUGUGUCCUGAGAAAUUUUUCCAUUCUCCCCAGUGCUGUUCUAAUGUAACUAACCUACAAGUAUAUUGUUGAACUAUUUCUGGAGAAGAUGAUGCACAGAAUUGCUCACCAGAGCUCAUUCCUGACAGUAAUAAGUAACGUACCAAUCUUUUUACAUUUCCCCUUGAUACUCUCUAUUCAUUGUCUGUAAUUGGAAUUGGGUAGCCCACCCCCCCUUUAGGAAAGGAACCUUAGCAAGGGUGAAAGUAAAAUUUAAGCUGUGCAGAACAGAGUAAUUACAACAGCAAAAAAGCAUUGUAACACAGCAUUAAUUUGUAUACUUGUGCACUAGGCCCUGUUUUAUAUUCUACUUACUAAUAUUGCAUCAGAAUAAAUAGUGAGAUCAAAAAAAGUACAUUAGUCUGAAUGUUUCCUGUGUUAGACCACCAAAUCAUGCACUUCUUGGGUAAGUGACAAGAAGAUGCCUCUCCUAAUCAAAGGCAUAAGGCAACUCCUCAGCUGGUGUAUAUUGUCAUAGUUCAAUGACAUCAAAGAUGGAGCUCUGACAAUUUACAUCAGCUGAGGAUCUGCCCCUCGGUAUUUAAAAGGAAGUGCCCAUUGAAAUCAGUAGGUGUUCUGCCGAAAAGUGGAAGAUGUAAUAUGGCCCAAUAUUAUCGUUAGAGUUUCUAAAAUUUGUUUUCUCUAGUAAAGGAUCCCCCAUAAAUCACCCCACCCACCAGGGAUUAAACACAGUGCAUUGUCAUUUUCCUCCAGAUCACACAGCCCUGGUGACUACUGCUGUAAUACCCCUUCAGGCAUUGCCCACACAACACUGAGAGUGUUGACCAAGCUAUUAACCAGGAUAAUCAAAAUAGGUUGGGUCCUCCUUAUCCAGGCAGCUGUUGCUGUGAUUUUGCCUUCCAGCCCUUGAAGGUAAUAACAUAGUAUUUGUUCUCGUGUAUGUGGCAGCAUUUCAUAGGUUAUUUGACUGUCUUUGUUGUUUGAAAUGGUGCUUUCCUCCUUGGAUACAUUAUUUGAAAGUCCUUCUGUAUCUGCACUUCCUGCAAAGCUUGUGUUGGGAAUCAGCGUUAAUCUUCUGGCACUGGCGGUCAGGAUUUCUGAAUGCUCAGCGAGUUUGGAUGGCAACAAAUAUAAGAGUGCUUAGGCAGAUCAUACAUUUGUGAUUUCAAUUCUGAAUGAUAUUUAUGAUUAUUUUGGCGGUACUAGAGUUUAUAGAAGUCUUAGAUAUUAUACUGUAUUUUAAUACCAGGAAUUUAUAUGCAAUCAAUAACAUGAGAAAAUAAAAUAUAUUUUAAAAGUUACUACUAGUAAAUUAUCAUAUUGAACUUUUGAUUUGUUUUGUAGUGGGGUUUCAGUAAUUAUCUGCACUCUGUACAUAUAUACAUGUAAAUAACUGGCAUGUUAUUCAUAAACUGACUUGCUACAGUAUCUGUGCUGUAUUUUACACUGUAUUUCAUGAAUUUAAGAAAUAUUUUUAAAAAUAAAAAGCCUGACUACA